UAUACGUGUUUCCAUGUCUCAACCAUCCUCCCAUACCUCUAAGCCCAAGCCCGCUGCUAAACCCACACCCAAACAGAAUCCCGACCUUUAUCGAAUCGCUAGUGCUCUUGCUGGACAGAAAAUCAAGGAACUAUGCAGUAAGGGCUUGAUCACAGUGACAUCUCCCAUUGACACGCAAGUGACGCGUCCCCGACGUUCCCCUGCCCGCGAGCACACAUUUACACCAAGAAUGGAUGUCCUAGAUGACCCAUCAUCACCAAAUAUCAUGGCGACAUUCGAACUUCCUGGUGUCAAGGCAUCCGAUAUGAGCCUGUCAAUCCUUGACGGCCAUCUCAUCAUUCAAGGCGAGCGGCGGUCUCGCUUCAUAAGCAGCGGUUCCGCCGAUGCGGAUGCGCAGCCCAACGGUGAUGCAUCGUCCACUGGUACUAUGGACGUCGACAAGAAACCAUCCAUUCAAUUUCCUGUCAGAGAGCUCAGAUACGGGCGAUUCUACAGAAGCUUCAAACUAUCCCAUACUGUCCAACAAACAGACAUUUCGGCAUCUAUGGUCGAAGGCAUGCUCACAGUGACUUGGCCAAGAUCCAAACCGGAUCUCGCUACCGAGGCGUCUGCAGGAAGCGGGGAGGUGGUUCAUAUCGAGUAAUGGGCUUAUCACGCGUUCUUGUUUCGUUACAAUCUCCCCUCUCGGCGCAUGGAUUUAGCUAGGCGCCAACUCGUGAAUCAUUUCUCCCUCUUAACGGUGUAAUUGGCGUCCACAAAAAUAUCGCUGUUCCAAUCUCGAGAUCACUUCCCCAACACCCUCCUCCGUUCCAUUUGGGUUACUAUGUCGUUAUUUGGAUCUUUACUACUUUUUCUGGGUUGCUUGGA
Messenger RNA from Desarmillaria tabescens, 867 nucleotides. Its product is annotated as HSP20-like chaperone. The record is from RefSeq and is a predicted model, not a curated record. Gene Ontology annotation, biological process: response to salt stress; response to hydrogen peroxide; response to heat. Lineage: Eukaryota; Fungi; Basidiomycota; Agaricomycetes; Agaricales; Physalacriaceae. Bases 14 to 643 code for a protein of 209 amino acids. The transcript has 3 exons.